Messenger RNA from Carcharodon carcharias (great white shark), 5686 nucleotides. It is a transcript of the gene pi4k2a, whose product is annotated as phosphatidylinositol 4-kinase type 2 alpha. Gene Ontology annotation, cellular component: plasma membrane; endosome; lysosomal membrane. Gene Ontology annotation, molecular function: 1-phosphatidylinositol 4-kinase activity. The record is from RefSeq and is a predicted model, not a curated record. NCBI's taxonomy places the organism in Eukaryota, Metazoa, Chordata, Chondrichthyes, Lamniformes, Lamnidae. The coding region runs from base 67 to 1446 and encodes 459 amino acids. The transcript has 9 exons. Gene Ontology annotation, biological process: Golgi organization; phosphatidylinositol phosphate biosynthetic process; endosome organization.
AGUCCGGCCGUCGCCUGGAGCCGCCGCGUCGCUUGGUCCCCGUUAGGCUGCAGCUCAGCCCCGGCCAUGGACGAAACCAGCCCUCUCCGCUCGCCGCUCCAGCCGCCUCCCGACACCUACUUCUCCACAGCCGCCGUGCUGCCUCCGUCCCCGGCCACCGCCUCAGGCUCCGGCUUUGGGGCUCGUUGCCCGCCGGGCCCGGCUCCGGGAGCCGGGGUGAGGGUGCUGGGCCCGGCCUCCGCCUCGGCCUCUCCCCCCGGCUCCCCCGGCUCCGGCCGCGAGCGGCAGCCCCUCCUGGGCCCGCGGUCCCUCAAUGACUUCCCGGAGGAGCCCGAGUUCGCCGAGGUGAUGCGGCGGGCCGAGCAGGCUCAGGAGCAGGGCAUCCAACCGCAGAGAAUCAGCCAGGGCUCGAGUGGCAGCUACUUCAUCCCGGACCCGGCAGGGAAAUUUAUAGGUGUUUUUAAACCUAAAAAUGAGGAACCUUAUGGUCACCUGAACCCGAAAUGGACUAAGUGGCUGCAGAAGUUAUGUUGUCCGUGCUGCUUUGGCAGAGACUGUCUCGUCCUCAAUCAGGGCUAUCUCUCGGAGGCUGGGGCCAGCCUAGUGGACCAGAAAUUGGGGCUUAACAUAGUACCGAGGACUAAGGUAGUGCAUUUAGCAAGUGAGACUUUUAACUACAGUGCAAUCGAUCGAGUGAAAUCACGGGGGAAGAAACUGGCUCUUGAGAAAGUGCCAAAAGUUGGACAGCGGUUUCACCGGAUUGGUCUACCUCCCAAGGUUGGUUCCUUCCAGUUGUUUGUAGAAGGUUAUAAAGAUGCAGAUUAUUGGUUGCGGAGGUUUGAAGCAGAGCCUUUACCUGACAAGACCAAAUUGCAGCUGCAAUUGCAGUUCGAGCGGCUUGUGGUUCUGGAUUACAUCAUCAGGAACACAGAUCGAGGUAAUGAUAAUUGGUUGAUCAAAUACGACUGUCCUAUGGAUAGUGCUGGUUCAAAGGAUGCUGACUGGGUUGUAGUGAAAGAGCCUGUAAUAAAGAUUGCAGCGAUAGACAAUGGUUUGGCGUUCCCUCUGAAACACCCAGACUCAUGGCGGGCAUAUCCUUUUUACUGGGCAUGGCUGCCUCAAGCGAAGAUACCAUUUUCCCAGGAAAUUAAGGAUCUAGUUCUUCCCAAGAUUUCUGACCCAAACUUUGUAAAAGAUUUAGAAGAGGACCUUUAUGAGCUCUUCAGGAAAGACCCAGGAUUUGAUCGGGGGCAGUUCUCCAAACAGAUUUCCGUCAUGAGAGGGCAGAUCCUAAAUCUCACACAGGCCUUGAAGGAUGGGAAGUCACCUCUGAUGCUCAUUCAGAUCACACCCGUCAUCGUGGAGACGACUCGCAGCCAGCAUCGCAGCAGUGACUUGUCCACACAGAGCUUCCAGAGCAGAAAACCAUUUUUUACAUGGUGGUAGUGUAACUGGACGGAGAGAGAGAGAAUGCCACCCCCAUGAACAGCUUGCUGGCUGACUAGUCUGGUGAUCCUGGGCCGCCUCUACUUCUCAGUGAUGAGAACACAGUGGACUGUCCUAGCUGGAGAGAGAAGCCUGCUUCAUGUUUUAUCCCACGUGUAUAAUUAUUGCACAAGACUUCCACUACAUCAUUAAGAAACAGUGUGCGAGGGGGAUUCUACUGGAUGAUUUGCACUUAAUUCCUGCACACCCCCAACAUUUAUUUUUCUUUCCUCAGAUUCUCCAACAGUUGUCUCCACGCACUAGCUCUGUCAGAUGCUUGGCUGCCCUCCUGUCACUGGACUGUAAUGGCUGCUGUGGCGGAGCUGACAUGUGGUACAAGCUGGCUUCAUCUGUAUUAACCCUUUCCUAACCACCUCGUCCCCUGAAACUGAUAUUUGAUUUAUUUUUUUUGCACUAAAAAUGGUUUUGGUUCAAAUUGCAACCAGGUGCACUUCAGUGAACCAUGGUUAUGGUGGUCCUGAAAUAAUCCAAACCCGAUCAUGUUUCUUUCAAGUACGCUUUGCAGUCUGUGUUUUUAAGAGGAGAAAAUAUAGAUAUGGAGGACUGCGACUGCAAACAUGGUUAUACUGUAUUCGAGGAGAAAAUCUCUGGAAAAAUGUAUCACUAGCCUCGAGUUUCAGCUGUGGAAGGGGGGAAUGGAAAAGAGGAAAAGAUCAUAUAACCGUCCCUCUCCCAUCCCCCCCACACACACUCAGCACCGCCAGUGUUAGUGUGAACGCUAGCUGGACCAAAAUAUUUCUCAAAUCACUGACUUGGAGCCUUUUGCCUUGAAUCUGCGGCAUGAAUUUAGAGUAUAUAUAAAACGCAGUUGUGGCUGGUACUGAAACACUUCUCUUUUCCCCCUUCCCCAGCCUUCCAUACUUUUUACAUGGCCCAUGUUUUUGAGAGGGCAGGGGAAAGGGUAUGCAUGUGAAAUGACUGUAAAGCUACAUAGCCCUGCUAAUUGUGAAAUAAUCUGUAACUGUGAUCAGAAGCCAAUACAGCAUGUUUAUAUAAAAAAACCAAAAUAAUGAUUACGUAAAAACUUUGCACAAGGGUCUCAGUAGCUGCCCUCUGUACUCAGUAUACCAUUCACCUGGCAUUAACCAUGGCACCUUGCUAAGACCCCUGGGUCUGCUGAGUAGAUUCAGAUUCGGCCUGCUCCUGCAUUCCUCUUCCCCGCUCUUCAGGCUAACUGGGUUUCUUUUCACUUUCUCAAUCCCACCCAGUUGUAAAUCUGUUGGAGAAGCACGACAAGUGGAUUUUAACGGGGGAAGAGCCAGCCGUUUCUACUUUAGCCGUCUGCUUUCUGCGUUCCCAAUCGUCAGACUGAACUGACCAAUAACUUUGCUGCAGUUUCCCUGCCCUUGCUGCUUUCAGACAGGCCCCUGUGGGGAAAGCCUGACAUCUGGGAGGGAAACUGGGCAUGUUGGGAGAAGGGGAAAAGAGCAGCUCAUGUCCCACUAUACCGUGUAUUCAAAACCCACCAUACCCCUCCAAGCCCUGCGUCUCUGGAACAACUGCCUGACUGUUAAUGCCUAUUCCACACUGCGAGGUUUAAUUUAGUUUAAAGCUGUUGUGUAAAACUGCAUUGCUCAUAGUAGUUGACCAGGAAUUAUAGUCCUUUCAGUGACCCAUGAGCUAUGAGGGGGGAUAAAAACUUGUAAGUUUUUUUUAAACCUAUGGUUAAUGUAAGAGCUAACCUGUCUUAGCGUGUGUCAACAAAACUAAACUUUUGACUAGUUUCGUUCCUGGCUAGAUUGAACAGUUGUGACUAAACUUCAUUUGAGAGAACAAGAUAUCAAUGGUGGUCACCUUUUAUGGUGCCUAUUCUCUAUUCCUUCCCUCCUUACCAUAAUCAUGGCACUUUGUGAAUCCGAAGACCCAGGUGGGCCUACCCUUUCUGCAAAGUACCUGUGGGCCUCGGCCUCACUCAGUUCUUGGCUGAAAUUGCGGUUUUGCAAAUGGUAGAGGGGGAGGAUUAAAGACGCUGCUUGACAGGUGCCCUUGCUAGUCGUCGUUCAAGAUUGAGGCUCUUGAGUAUUGAAAUGAUCUUUGCACUAAACUCGGUUGUUUCAGUAGAUGCAUCGUACCCCAAACUGAUUUGCAAUCCCUCCCUUACAACAUGGCGGUCCCUGCAUCACUGCACACUUCCAAUUAUCCUGAAACUCUAUGGAACCUUCCUAAUUAUCUUGAGUGGGUUGUGGGGGUUGGGGCUGUGUGUGGGGAUGGUCCUGUAAACAUGCUCUGGGGGAAUCUGCUUUAGGGGCUGACUUGGGUUGCUGACAGAGGGCAGGCUAUCAAUGCUGAGAAAUUGGGACACAGUCUCUUCAUUUUUAAGUGGCAAUUGAGCCAUUGUUAACAGCAUAUUCUAUUGUAUUGUGUUGUAGGAGAUAUGGGCAGUUACUGGCUUCUGUCACUGAUUCUUUAAAGUGUAAAGCACAGUGAGACUGCAAUGAUCUACAGUACUGUAGGGUAGCAGCGGAGUAUGUUCAAGUCCCUGCUCAGCCCCGAGUCACAGAUGCAAGGACCAGAGUGUUGCGUAGUCACAGCCACAUGGUGUAGGGUUAUUGCUCAGUCACUGGGCAGUGGGCAGGGUUAUUGCCCAGUCACUGGGCAGUGGGCAGGGUUAUUGCCCUUUGUUCAGCUAAAGCUCAUUAACUGGGAGCACUUUUAACAUACAGCCUGUGAGGAAAAAGCAAAAUGAUUCACUUGCAGGUGUAUGGAUGGAAAGUGAGCAGUUGGAACCAGAGCUGGUCAGCCUCCAUUUUGAGCACCUAUGGUCACUUUAAGAACAUAAAUUACAGCAUUGACAAAUGUAACUUUUCCUGGGUUUGGUUUUUGUUGUGGACAAUAUUAAUUAACCCUUUCCAAAGAGGGAGACUUUAGUGAGAGUAUAGUGGGUGGAGAAGUGUGUCUGAGCUGAUGGCUCCAAGGGAAAUAUUGUUAGUGGCAGUGGCCAAUUCUACCUGCUCCUCUUUCACAACUGAAUGCAUUUGAGUGGAGCAGUAGGACACUGACCACUCUGGGGAGGCAAUUCAGCUCUGUAAGCUGGGCAGCAGCUUUCCCUUGAAUGUCGAGGUCCAUUCUCUGUCUAUUUUUAAAUAUAAUUUAAAAGGCAGAGAAUGUUUUGCACCUGGAUCAGUUGUGCUUGGCUUAGGUUCCCUCACCAGUUUACUUGUGUGCUGACCUUUGCAUUGCUUGUUCACUUGUUUAGCUCUUUGUUGAGUUAUCAACGCUAGAUCAUAAGCCUCUAAUGUCUUCCCCCUGCAUUCAACUUGAUGUGUGCAGUGUCCCCAGUGGUACUAUUAUAGAUUUCAUCUACCCAAAUUCUGGGUCAGGUCUGGGGAGAGUGUUUUUGAGCUCUGUACCAAUAGCAGAGAGUUGUGGAUGUGGGAUACAAGGCCUGUUGCUGGUGAUAGAGAUGAUGUACUGAUGUAUACUAACCAAAGUUCAAGUGUCAGCCAUUUGCUGACAUUGUUUUCAGUUCUGUUCAGUGUAAGCUGGAGCUAGUUAGCCAAUGCAAAAAGAAAACUCAAGUCCUCUUCUCUCCCCCCACCACCCUACAUAAAAUAUUUGUCAUCUAGGACGAGUUGGGUGACAAUUAUGAAAGGAAAGGUGGAAUGCAAAGUCCUACGUUUGUUCCUGGUGUUGGAAGUUUGACAUUUGCAUAAACCAAACCCCCAUGCAAACAAGUGCCCCAUUUUUAAUGCUAUUUUGAAUUUGUAGUCACAGCUGCAGUAAUUAGCUGAAGGUUUGAAUGGAGCACCAUUGCUGGUUGUUUGAACUUAAAAGUUACUCAGCACUUUUUUGUGAAUUGUACUGCAGCUGAUUUUUUCCCUAGAAAACAGAAUAUACAGAAUUUUUUUUUAAAUCCAAUGCCCUCUGCUCUCUGGUGUGCAUGCAGUGGAAGGCUAGGUGCUCUGAAUUAUAUGUUGCACUGGACGACCAAGAUUGGCACGUGCAACCAUCCUGUUGUGAACAUGACAGGAAAUCGAUCCCCUUUCCCACCCACCCCUAAGUAGCUGCUACUUGUGUAUGAAAGGGGUUCUGGCAUCAGGCAGGCUUCCCAGAGGCUGCAUCUGCUCUGCUGGGCUUGACUGCAUUCAGUGAAAUACUUGAACUAUUCUGCAUUCUGGUCCAUUUGGGACCGAUUUUUAAAAUGAUUACCCCAUGGGUUUUUUUCUUGCAAUAGCUGAAG